AUUUUUUACAUCUUUUUCAAUUGCUUUCGGUCAUCUCUUUCAUAAUCAAAAUAUCCGCCAUUAAAGCUCUGCAAGGAAUAACAACUUUUAACAGUUGGACUUGGACAUGGAUGAGUACUUUGAAGAGGUGUUAGGAGCUGGAUCGAAUCAUCAUCAUGAGGAAGAAGUAGAUGAAUAUUUAAUGAAGUAUUCAGAUGAAUCUGAUUCAAUAGAUGAAAUGGAAAGAAGAAGGUCAUGCAGAGGAUUUGAUUGUAACAUAUGUCUAGAUUCAGUUCAAGAACCUGUUGUGACAUUAUGUGGUCAUCUUUAUUGCUGGCCUUGCAUUUACAAAUGGAUGAAUACUAAUAAUUCCAAUGAAAACGAAGAAGAGCAACAACAAUAUUGCUGUCCUGUAUGUAGAUCUGAUAUAUCUCAAGACACACUUGUUCCUAUCUACCAAACUACAGAUUAUAAUUCUUCUCAGCCAUCAGGAGUUAUAAUACCUCCAAGACCUGCAAUUCAAUUUGUUGAAUCAAACUCUUCAAUACUUUUCUUUGAUAAUAAUCAUAAUAUUGAAGAAACUAGUAGCAGCAACAUCAGCAUCAGCAGCUACAAUGGAAUAUUUGGUAAGCUGGUUUACUGGAGGUUUUUCGGUAAUUCAUCAGGUAACCCUAAUAAUUCAUAUAAUCUUGCUGGAACUACUACUAGUCCUAGGCUGAGACAUCACUUGAUGAAAAUGGAUGAAUCUCUCAAUAGAAUGAGCUUUUUUCUCCUCUGUUGUGCACUUGCAUGUCUAAUCUUGUUCUGAUAAUUACUCAAGUUAUGGGCAAUUCCAUUGUCAUCAAUUUGGUGGUUUGUAAGGAUGCACUUUUAUAAAGCUUUGAGAUGAAGAUAGAACAAAAUUGUACAUUGUUGUAUUUUGGAAUUUUAUUAUGAGUUUCAUUAUAUUGCAUUCUUUU
Impatiens glandulifera is the source of this 938-nucleotide messenger RNA. RefSeq names its product E3 ubiquitin-protein ligase RMA1H1-like. The record is from RefSeq and is a predicted model, not a curated record. Gene Ontology annotation, biological process: ubiquitin-dependent protein catabolic process. Gene Ontology annotation, cellular component: endoplasmic reticulum. Lineage: Eukaryota; Viridiplantae; Streptophyta; Magnoliopsida; Ericales; Balsaminaceae. Gene Ontology annotation, molecular function: ubiquitin-like protein conjugating enzyme binding; ubiquitin protein ligase activity. The transcript is spliced from 2 exons. Bases 107 to 787 code for a protein of 226 amino acids.